Molecule: messenger RNA, 999 nt
Organism: Andrographis paniculata
Lineage: Eukaryota; Viridiplantae; Streptophyta; Magnoliopsida; Lamiales; Acanthaceae
Product: heat shock factor protein HSF30-like
Exons: 2
Coding region: 1-999 (332 amino acids)
Biological process (GO): regulation of transcription by RNA polymerase II
Cellular component (GO): nucleus
Molecular function (GO): RNA polymerase II cis-regulatory region sequence-specific DNA binding; DNA-binding transcription factor activity
Source: RefSeq, a predicted model, not a curated record
AUGGAGGAGGGCCUGAACCUGAAAGUGAAGGUGGAGGAGGAAUGGUCGUCUUCGUCUUCCUCUGCUUCUUCUUCUUCUUCCCCAAUGCCAAUGGAGCUGAGGCUGGGCCAGAACAAUCUCAACCAGGCGGGGCCUGCUCCCCCAUUCCUGAUGAAGACAUACGAGAUGGUGGAGGAUCCCUCGACGGAUGCAGUCAUCUCAUGGAGCCUGUCCAAGAACAGCUUCAUAGUCUGGGACUAUCACAAGCUCUCCACCACUCUCCUCCCCAGAUACUUCAAGCAUGCCAACUUCUCCAGCUUCAUUCGCCAGCUCAACACAUACGGCUUCAGGAAGGUGGAUCCAGACAGAUGGGAAUUUGCCAAUGAAGGGUUUCUAAGAGGGCACAAGUAUCUCCUCACCACAAUCAGGCGCCGGACGAAUGCCAAUGCCAAUGCAGCCAGAGCCGGCUGCUGCGUCGACCAGGGAUGCAGCUACCUGGCCGGGGCAGGGACCGAGCAGGAGCUCGCCAGGCUGAAACGGGACCGCAGCCUGUUGACGGCAGAGAUACUCAAACUGAAGCACCAGCAGCACAAGUCGAUGCAGAGAAUCAUGGCAAUGGAAGAACGAAUCGACAGCACGGCCAAAAAGCAGCAGCAGAUGAUGAGUUUCCUCGCCCGGGCCUUCAAAAACCCUUCUUUCCUUCAGCACUACAUCCACAAGUAUGCAAUGAUGCGCGACAUGUGCAUCAAAGUAGGCCACAAGAGAAGACUGACCAUGAGCCCCAGCCCCAGUGUCGACAACCUAGAGGAGGUUGUGACCAUUGAUGAUGAAGCAAGUAGCGAUGUGAAGUCGGGUGCGGCAGAGAAUAUAUGGGAGGAGUUACUAAGUGAUGAUCGCGCCGAAGAAUGGCUUGGCGGAGAUGAACCAGCAGAUGUGGAAAUCGAAGAGUUGACUGCUCAAACACCCGAUCAGUGGGACGAGGAUUUACAGGACCUCGUCCAUCAGAUGGGAUUUCUUUAG